Molecule: messenger RNA, 3396 nt
Organism: Exaiptasia diaphana
Lineage: Eukaryota; Metazoa; Cnidaria; Anthozoa; Actiniaria; Aiptasiidae
Exons: 17
Coding region: 1-3396 (1131 amino acids)
Molecular function (GO): metal ion binding
Source: RefSeq, a predicted model, not a curated record
AUGGCGGCAAGUCAAAUGGAAGCGACACGUAAAUUUCACGAAGCUGAGCUCGAGAAAUCUUGCCGUGUUUGUGGUUGCAACAUAGGAAAAAAAUACAAAUAUGCAAUAAAAAAUAUCAAAUUGCGACGUAAAAUUUACGAAACAUUUUCUGUCGAAACAUCUAACGAUGAUAGUGAAAUUCAUCCACAAUACUUGUGCACUUUGUGCUAUGCAAAAACAAGUAAAUUCGAAAAAAAUGCCGAGUCGUACGUUCCAACAACGGAGAUUGUCGAGUGGUCAACUCAUAACCAAACAGAUUGUUCUGUGUGCGAAAUGUUUUUCAAAAGAAACCUUGGUCGUCGAAAAAGCAAAGAAAGAAAAGGAAGGGGCAGGCCAAGCACCAAAAAAGGGGAAAACACACACUCGAGUGAAAGCUCAAAACCACCAUUCGUCAUUGAUGAAACUAUAGUGCCAGAUGCCUUCGUCGAGACCAUGCCAGCGCAAUGUAGAUUUGUACAACUGAACGAAGAAUUAAUGUGUCCUAUAUGCCGCGAGAUUCUAAACAGACCAUUACAAAGCCAGUGUGAACAUCAUUUUUGCUAUGAGUGUAUUAGAAACUGGGUUGAAGUUGCAKGUGGAGAUUCCGGCUGUCCCGUCUGUAAAGAUCCUUUAUUACUUCGUAAGCCSCCACGGUUAUUAAUGAAUCUACUAUCGUCAAGCAUARUAGAAUGCAGGAGUUGUAAAAGUCCAUACCCUUUGGAAAACCUAGACAGUCACGAGAAACUCUGUACCAAGUUUGAAAUAUGCCGUAAUAAGACUUCCGUAUCAGACAYACUGGAAYAGCCAUCAUCAAAACYAUUGUCGUCACAAGAGRAAAUACUUACCACCCAUCUAAUGAAACGGAAGAUAACAAACUCGACGWCUGAGAAUUUAUUUCUACGUACUGGUGGGACACCCAUAAAAGUAUCUGUUGUAAAAAAACCAAAAGUUGGGAGUAGCUUCGCUUCCAAGAGAACAUUACAAAGAAGAACAUCUGAGAUACAAAACUACAGAGCAGUCGUAAGUGGUAGUGACAAAACGGACGUUUCCGCACAGUAUUCUCAGGAGAUGUCACAGUUAAAUAAAAAGGAGCGACAAAAAAUCAUCAGAGAUGCUGGAAUAAGGUUGGAGGUCGGGGCGGAGGAAGGAGUGGCAAUGAAGACAGACCUUGGAAUACCCUGGAACAAAAUAAGACACAUAAGAAGGUGGCUGUCGUCAUGGGGACUUGACUUAUCAAGUGAAAAAAAAUUAAGAGGAAUUGCUGAUAAACAGAAACUAGUAGAACUUCAUUCUGAGAAUGUCCCAUUUGAGUUCAGCAAAAAAGGUGGUGGGAGGGAAGUGAGAUUGGCUUCAUGUGUACAGGUACUAACUCUGAAGGAAAUGGUUUUCAAUCAUUUGGAGGAACAUAAAAAAUAUGGAGAUCUUGUUUGGCAUGAUGGUCUAAUUCCCAGCAAAGAAAUAUGGCUAAAAAUUGGUGGUGAUAAAGGGGGUGGCAGUUUUAAGAUGGUUUUUGAGAUUGGAAAUUUAAAGAACCCCAAUUCUACAGAAAACACAUGUAUUUUUGCAAUGUUCAAUGCUUCUGAUACACCAUACAACCUGUCAAUUGGACUUCAAGGCUUUAACAUUACAGUUAAAUGUUUAAAUGGACAUAAAUGGAGGGAGUGGGAAAUAAAAGUGUUUAUAUUUGGCGAUUAUGCCUUUCUUUGCACUAUAUAUGGUCUUUCUGGAGCAAGUGGUAAACACUUCUGUUUAUGGUGUCUAAUUAGUCAAGAGGAAAUAUCAAUUCCAUUGAGUGAGAGAGGGUAUAAAGAUAAACGAACUUUACAAGGGAUUGUUGACGACAAUAAUAAAUUCCAAGCUGGAGGAGCCAAGCUUAAGAAAGCUAAGUUAUACAACAAUGCCAUUAGACAGCCCAUGUUUGCAAUACCAAUAGAUCAGGUUUGUCCACCAGCUCUYCAUAUAAGCAUUGGGAUUUUUAAUAGACUGUUUGAUUUGUUCGAGCAAUCACUUGGGAUACUUGAUGUUAAAAUUGCCCAUUCUUUGGCUGAAAGAAAAGAAAUGACAAUUAAAAGUGAUAUAUCUCCAGAAAGCUUGCCAUCCCUUGACAAGGAAAGUUUGAAGAAUUAUUGCAAGAAACUAGGCUUAAAGGUUACUGGCGAAAAGAAAGAACUAGCCGAGCGACUAGCUCCUUUAGGCCGGGAAUCUGAACUUUUCGAGAAAAAAGUACGUCGCAUAAAUCAAACUWUUAAAUUCUCUACCUCACUUGAAGACGCGGAAGUUCCUCCAGCUUCUUCAAAUUGGAAAAUAAUAGGGAAAAACGAAGAUCUGAACGUACCUGUGGUUAACAAAAACACUAUAAGAGACUAUCAAAAAGCCAAAUAUGCAGGUGGAAGAGGCCAGUAUAAAACAGAGUAUGAAAAAAGGGAGAAAGGACUAGAUCAUGACAAAGAAAUCUUAAAACCAAGAUUCCAGGAAGGCACCGAGUYGAUUUGGAGGCCACAAAUAUCAGCAGAGUCAAGUGCUAACAAUUCUAGUAGCAGCUCAUCUGACCAGCCAUGCCAGAAUGAAAAGGUCACAGUUCCUUUAUUGAAAAAGGCAAAUUAUAUUGACAUUGAACAAUGUUCUAAGAACUGGAGAGCACUACGAAUUGGAAAAAUAACUGCAAGCAAGGUUCCAUCCCUUCUUGGAUUUAAUGGAAAGCAACAGGAACAAAAUGCAAUACAACAAUUUCAAAAUGAUAGUAAAGUGAAUAUCACCCAAUGUGGGUACUUCAAACAUCCUUCUGAUGAAAGAUUCGGAGCCAGUCCUGAUGCAGUUAGUACUGGGGAGCAUCAGUUUCUAGUUGAAAUAAAAACUAGAGCCCUUCCCAAUAGCACGCACCUUGACAAGCUAAAGAAAGAGGAAAAAGACAAGAAAAUGGAAAUUGCAGUAAACCCAUUACAACAACUCUUUAUCAACAAAAACUACGCCCUGAGGCUUCACCCAUCUCCUUCUUCUUGGGAUUUUGAAUGGCAUGUCGGUAAAUCUAUAAACAAAGAAAAACUCAGGUCACCACAAGAACGACAGGAAGUACAAAUGUUGCUCGUAUUACCACAGAAACCCAACUUGUCUCGCGUCAAAAUGGCGCGAGCAGUUUCUCUGGCGUUUGUGAUUGGCUGGACGUUAGUCACGCAACACGGUCACACAUCAAACAUGGCGUCUCAACAACAACAAAUUGAGCCUGAUGUUGCGAUUAUUGAAAAGAAAUUAUCGGAUGAAAAGAAACUUAAACUGAUUGUUGGAGGAACAUCCUUGCUUGUGGAACACUGGAAACGACGACUUAGACCCCCAGUUAAGCACUCUUGUUUCGGAAGAGAACGACGAAAAGCCAGUGGUUAA